Messenger RNA from Cryptomeria japonica (Japanese cedar), 2221 nucleotides. RefSeq lists its product as uncharacterized. The coding region runs from base 142 to 1527 and encodes 461 amino acids. The record is from RefSeq and is a predicted model, not a curated record. The transcript is spliced from 15 exons. Lineage: Eukaryota; Viridiplantae; Streptophyta; Pinopsida; Cupressales; Cupressaceae.
GAUUCCCACUCCAAAUUAGAGAGAUCCAAUUUAAUCAGGGGAAAUUCCCAGGCGGAAAUAUAUUCAAAACCUUUUUAAUUCUUUUGCAUUCGAUGAUAUUCGAAUCACACAUUCUGGAGCUCUUCUCGUUCAAUUAAGAUCAUGGAAGCUCAUCACGCUUCUCUCGGCCGAAAAAAGUUGGAAGAAAUUCGGCUAAAGAAGGCAGCAGAUAGGAAGGGUUCUACAGUCAGUGAGCCUAGGAACUCAAACCCACAUGGGCUCCAGAACAUUGGCAGUGGGAUGGAGGAAAGUGUUUCUUCGAUUACUAACUUGUCUAUUGAGAGAGAAUAUCAAGCUCUAUCAACAUAUGCGAAGCAGUUAGAAUCCAAGGUUGCAGAACAACAAGAGCAUAUUAACGGUUUUGCCUCAAAGCUGGAAAAAUUGGAAAUAGAGCGGAAUUCAUUUGAGAAACAAUUGAGAAAUAUGGAAGGGAAAGAUUUGCCUUUAUUGAAAAAGGCUCUACAGGAUACAUCUAUGGAGAAAGAUGCUGCAAUCACUGCACGGGAGGAUUUGUCAGCACAACUUCGAGCAGUAAAAAGACGCCUCAGGGAAGUAGAGGAAGAACAAUAUAAGGCUGAAGAAGAUGCUGCUGCUCUAAGAGCAGAACUAAAUUUUUUACAACGGCAACAAGAACAACAAAGCAAUACAAUUACAUCAGAUUCUGUUAGCCCUCAACAUUUGAAAGCCAUGGAACAGGAAAUGGCCAAGAUAAAGGUUGAAUUGCAGGAAGCUAUUAGGUCAAGACAACAAGAACAACAAAAGCUAGCUGCAGAGAAAGAUCGUUUUUCUCUCCUUCUGGUAGAGAAACAGCAACUUGAAGAGCAGCUAGUUCUGGCUAGUAAGAAAAUUUCAGAAGCUGCAGCAGAGAAGAUUGGUGAUGCAAUUUCUUCAACAACAGAGUAUCAGAAGCAGGAAAAGGGGAAGCGUGAUCAAGAACUUCAUGAUCUUGCAUUGAUGGUGGAAAGGCUAGAAAGUGGGCGGCAAAAGCUUCUAGCUGAGAUUGAUUCUCAAUCCUUGGAAAUAGAGAGGCUAUUUGUGGAGAAUGAAAACCUCUCAGCUGGCAUGAAAGAUAUGACAAAUGUUGCUGCACAGUGGGAGAGCCAGGUUCAUGAAUGCCUGAAGCAGAAUGCAGAAUUGCGUAGCACACUGGAUGAAUUGCGAACAGAACAUGCAAACACGGGUUCUAACUUUUUUAUGAAUAUUGAGGAUGCUCAAUCAAGGAAAGAAAUCAUCAGUGACGAACCAAAUAGUGUGAGUGAUCAUGGGACAUAUACAACUGAGAACUUGAAACUGAAGGGAGAACUAGCAAGGACACAAACAAAAGCAGAAGCAUUGGCCGCUCAGGUUAUGCAGCUAACAGCUGAACUGAAACAUGCCAUUCAAGCAUACAAUGGCCUUAUUUGGCUAUAUAAGCCUGUCUUAUGGAACAUUGAAAAUCGUCUGUCACAGAUGAAAGCAGACAGCUUUGUUGCAGAAGCUGUGCUAUAAGCUUUUGAUUAACGAGAAUUUGAAGGUAAGUGAAAUUGAUCUAUGUAAUUCAGCCAGAAUUGUUUUUGAACAGAGUCCAUAAAAGUGCCAUUAAGAUGGCAUUUGGUAAAUUUGAAGAUGGGAGAGAUUCAAAUACACAAUGCCCUGUCUGUCUUUAGGACACAUUCUUCUCCAACUAUGCAUAAGAAACGAAUUGUGAGACACAUUUGUGCCUUGAUCAAUCCAAACUAACUAUAUAAGGAAGCUUCAAUUAAGUCAUGCUCGUUUGACAUCAAGAAAUCUCUAAUCCAGUUAUCAGCUAUCUUUAUUUUAUGUUGAAAGACCAGUUUAAGGAUGAACUUCUAUGAAGGAAUCUUUGCUUUUGUUGCCAAUUGCCUCUUGUAUAUCAGUUUUGGAUGCCAGUAGUUAACAGUUCAGACUGUUUCCUACUCCGGACUUUUGUAUUAUCCAUUAUUACAAACACUAAAGCUUAAGCAGAAAUUUUGGGGAACUACAAAUAGUUGAUCUUUAGCAGAAAUUCUGGGACCAAAUUGAUGCCCAAAGGAAAAAUCUGUAUUUUCCUACUUUGAUUGUAAUUGUUUAUUCUUUGGUCCUUCAAAUCACAAUCUGUUUCUGAAAAAUAAUCCAGAAGAAAAUGGUCUAAAAUGUGUGGGAUUUUUGUGGCCCUCAUUUAUUGACAGAUGCUUUCUUUUCA